Messenger RNA from Cercospora beticola, 6530 nucleotides. It is a transcript of the gene DOP1, whose product is annotated as Dop1p. Lineage: Eukaryota; Fungi; Ascomycota; Dothideomycetes; Mycosphaerellales; Mycosphaerellaceae. Gene Ontology annotation, cellular component: endosome; trans-Golgi network. The record is from RefSeq and is a predicted model, not a curated record. Gene Ontology annotation, biological process: Golgi to endosome transport.
GAAUAUCGACUCGCCAAAAUUCAUGCUGCAGCUUAGAUGAAAGCAUCGUCUUGCGCGAGGUAAGAUGAGCCUUGGUGGUGCGGGCGGUGGCGGACGUCCCAUCUCGCCGGCGAGCUCAGGGCGCGCUUCUCCAGUCCCACGCAGUACGCGUCGAGCCGUCGAGGGCGAUCUAUUCAAGGCAGACAAAAGUCUUCGAAGAUAUGCCGCCAACAUUGAGCGAGCGCUCUCGACUUGGGAGAUUUCGCCCGAAGAAUGGGCAGACUACAUCGCCUUCCUGGCCCGACUUCUGAAGGCUAUCCAAACGCAUCCAAAAGAUGUCCCGAUCCUCCCUCACAGCGCUGCAAUUGCAGCUAGAUUGGCACAAUGCCUGAACCCAGCACUACCGUCGGGAGUGCAUCAGAAGGCGUUGGAAGUGUACGCUUACAUCUUUUCUGCCCUCGGAAGGGAGUACAUUUCCGGUCAUUUGCACGAGCUAUUACCAGGUCUGGCGUCGGUUUUGUCGUUUGCAUCAUUAUCCGUCCGGCCUGCACUCUACGAGAUACUGGAGAAGUAUGUGGUGCAAUUGGAUCCAUCCGAGCUCAGGCCUGCUCUGAAAUCACUUAUACUGGCAUUGCUACCUGCACUGGAAGAGGGUCAAGGCGAAGAUUUUGAGCGUGCCUUCACUAUCUUGCAUUCGCUCGAGCAAUCAUUUUCGGUGGACAAUGAGGAUACUCUGUCCGACGGAGACUCGGGCGGCUACUUUUGGCAAUGCCUAUUCCUCGCUAUCAUCACCAGUCCUGCCAGGCGACAGGGUGCCUUGAACUACUUGCUUAGAUCACUGCCUGUCUUUCCUGGGGCGACAAAUGUACCGGGGAAUAGAAGCAAGCCGACACGCAUGCCUAGAGAGGCGGAAUGCAUCGUGUCUCCUGAACCAGGACUACUUAUACGUUGCUUCGUAUCCGGACUUUCGGAUCCUCAGGUCCUUGUCCAGAGGGGCUUCCUCGAUCUUUUGGUCACAAAUCUGCCCCUCAGCUCCACGGUGCUCCAAGAGCGAGCCCGAAAAGAGGAUCUUGAUCGACUUGUGACUGCAGUGUCGCAAGUGAGCUUGCGAAAAGAUAUGUCUUUGAACAGACGUCUCUGGAGUUGGUUCCUAGGCCCUGAACCCAAAGAUACUACAGAUGGAGAAUCUUCGCCAAAGCUCGAACGAAAAAAUUCCGACGACCCGAGCUCCAAUUUCCAGUUGAAGUAUUUCCUUGCAUACGGCAGAUCAAGCCUUGAACGAUGUGUGCUGAAGAUGCUACAAACAUCCGCAACUGAUGCAGCUUCCCGCACGCGUGCGUACCGAAUCUGCUCGUCGCUAAUGGAUCGCUGGGAAAUUGGAGGUCACCUGGUGACGCGAGUUUUUCUCCCUGCGAUGAGGUCUUUGCAUAUCUAUUCCAAAACAGCGCCUUCUGAACAGGUGGCUGAGGUCGUCAGAAGCGCGAGCACUUUUUUCGAUGCUGUUGAAGCCAGUCUCAUCUGGGGCAACAUUAUUGAAGUACUCACGGUCGCCUUGGACAGUGGUGGCAGCAGGACGGCAGAUCUUGAGCUCGUGCGCUGGCUGGUUGAUACAUUCAACGUAAGAGACGAAGAAAUGAUCGCUGCUCACAUCCCGAUGACGCUUCUCUAUCUGGCGAGCCGGGUCACAUCUGAUGCGAUCACCAGCAGUGCCCGAACGCAGAUCAUUCUGAUCAUGUCACAGCUCCUUGUCCUUGUUCCAGCACGGCUGUUGCGCCCGCAGAGCGAGACAGUGCAGAGUGGUGAUGUCGCAGACAUGACCAUUCAAAAGUCCAUUGUCCGCUUCUAUCAGCAGGAAGAACAACCGGAUAGCAAACACUUGCCCUUUGGGCUUGCUCACGUCGUGAGCCUGGCGGGUUCCAGAAUAUGCUCCGUGGUAGAGAAGUCACUGGCAUCGGGCAACGGCGAUAUUUUUCUCAAGAGCGCGAAUUUGCUGCUUGCAUUGCUGGACAAGGCGAGCAGUGCGGACGUGCUCCGACACUCCAACAUUGCCGAUGCCUUGCAGGCAUCUUUUGCAGCGCCCGGAGCCGCACCAGCACAUGAACUACCGUUCGCAAUCGUGAACCACACCGUCUCACUCGUUGCAGCAUUGGCCACGGCGAAGUCGAGUCCCUACUUGGAUACCGCGUGGGUGGAGUCACUUGUACCGGGUCUUGCAACACACUUAUGGACAUACAUGUCGCCUGAGCAACCAAAGUAUCAUGUUGAAGCAGUGCGAGCGUUCUGGCAGCUGGAGGACUUGGUCGCCCCAUCGGAUGCAGCCCAAUCAUCUUUGAAGGCACUGAUACGGUUUCCGCCAGCCGGAACAGAUGAAGCUGAGGUGGCAAGACGUUUCGGCGUGCUAUGGACACAUUCGGUGUCUUCCAGUCACGAUGGCACCGCCGUCCGGCGCGCGAGCACUAUGCCAGUCUUGUCAGGAGUGAAACAAGCUGCAGCUGCCAAAGAAGUCCUCGAGCAGCCGCUGAUGCUCGCACUUGACGCCCUCGAAGACCCGGCCCUCCCUGUAUUUGAAGUCGUCAAGAGAUGGCUGCAGCGUCUGCAUAGUCUCGAUCAAGUCUAUUUUACGUUGUUCGAGAACCUUCAUGGGUGUGUGCCGAUCGAAAGACCCACCGUUGGUGCAUCGCACAGGCAGAUCGAGCGGCAGGAACAGGAUCGCAUCAGAGAGCUCGAAUACUUCGUAAGCCAUUUCCAGAACAUGCUGAACCAUGGCAAUGAAUGGACUUGGCAAUGCCUGAGCAAGAUCAAAGUUGCGAGCUUCUCCAAACCCGAAGAGAUUGAUGGUUUCACUGCACUUGCCGAACUCUGUUCACAGAUGCUCUGUAGCGAGAAACACGGAUCGCUCACACUCAACAAACGACUCUUAUCGGUAUUGGGUAUGAUGCUGCAAAGUCCGGCCGCAGCAGCACUGCAGCCGUUGGACAUCGAUACUCGAUUACUUGACAUAUUGACGAUGUGCAUCUCUGGGGAUAUGCACUCUUUGCAGGGAUCGCUGCUCAAGCUGCUGAAGCCUGCGUUGAAACUGCGCUUGAUACGCCCGGCAGCAGAAGGUGACUCUUCUCAACCUAGGCCUUCAGUGUCGACGGCCGCAAAACGGCCAUCUAUGAUACCACCCUCGCGAUCACAGACCGCCGUCAAUGGAACCUCGACAAGCGCUGCUAUCAGUCCACCGCCUAGUCUAUUCAAUUGCAUUCGAGCUGGCAUCUCCAAUGCGCGAUCUCGAUACCAUCUGGAUCUUUGGCUCGAGUUCCUUGCCGACAUCCUCCCGAAUUUUGAGGAUGCUAUCUUCACCAACCUUCUUCCACUCGUAGAGACGUUCUGCAAGGAGCUCACGGCAGCGCACGAUCAAUUAGCCAGUAUCUCACGGGAGACGCACUCUACUUCAGCGAUUGCCCCGGAGAUCGCAAUCAUCAGCUUGUUGGAUGGGCUGGAAAUGAUACUAGAUCGGGCCUAUGAGUGCUUGAUCAACGACACCUCGACCGAGCAGACGCCCAAAGAAGCCGAGCCUCGCUCUAACUUUUUCAGCAGUGUGGCCACUGGCGUGUUCAAAUCCGAAGGCCCUCCGAGCCGCACGGCUACUGCAAAUAGUCGUCUGACAGUCAUAUUGGUACUCCACGAUGCAAUACGCGUGGCGCUCAAAAUGUGGCUGUGGGCUAGUAAUGUUACAAGCCCUGCCGAGCAUGAUACGAUCAGCGCAGGAACAACAGCGUACAACGCUUUCAAAGUGCGCAACAAGUGUCGCCAUCUUUUGGAGCAGAUCUUCGCCGUGGAGCCGCUGGAAAGUCUUGAAGUGAUUGCGCUACAUUGGUGCCAAGCAACCUCAUCCACUGAAGCGACAUCCACGCCGAGUCUACUGCAAGUCAUGCAGGUCACGAAGCCAAAGAAUGUGGUACCCGCUGUCCUUGACGCCUUAUGCACACGCACAAACCCGUCGACUAUACCUGCAUCCCGACAGUCAAGUCUGACCAUCGAUCUCUUGCCGGCCGAAGUCGCAACUUUCCUGUCCGCGUAUUUGGACUCAACAGAAGACGAUGCGAUGGACGAGGUCUGGCCAAACUGUAUUGCAUUCCUUCGAGAUGUCCUUGCCAAUCCUUUGCCUUAUCGCCAAGUGCUGUCGCAUCUGCUCUCCAUUAUUCUGCUACUCGCGGAGAAGCUGGGCAAUACUAACUUCGGAGAGCAGAGGAAGAUGCGAAAAGAUCUGGGUGACACAUUUCAGCGACUUCUCACUGCCGCAUUCACGACACUACCAUCGGGAUAUGUCGCAGAAUCAGCAAGUGAGUCGAUGCAUGAAGAUGACACAAGCUCCAGGCAGGCGAAGAACGAAACUUCCAUGACGCUUUUGCCGGUGCUGAACCGUGUGACUGCAAAGAUCGAUCUCAUUCUUGACACGCCAGAAAAGAUAGCGACGGCCAUCAACAACAUCACACAGAGCCUCGUUGCACCAGCACUUCGUGCGCGAACGUUCCCGAGGAACGUUUCCAUCGAUAUGCUGCAACUAGUCGUGCAGAUUGCACGCAAAGCACCAACCGCGAAGCCUUGGAGAAAGGAAGUUGGAGAUGCGCUCAAUGAACCUAAGCUGUUAGCGUCCUCGCCCGAGCUCAUGAUGAAUGGCUGGUUUCCGGCAUUCCAUCAGUUGUCACUUCAGGACAAGGAACGCAUGCCCGAUCUAUUACUUCGCCUGGCACCGCCAUCGAGUGCAGGCAUAAUGUUCGGAGUAGGCGCCAAUGCUGCCCGUCUGGAGGCUGAUCGCAAGACUCAAUACAACCUUCGUCGCAUAAGUAUGCUAUUCUUGGCAUCGCCGGAAGACAGUUAUGUGCCUCACCUCCGAACGAUCGAAGAGAAAAUGUCGGAAUUGUUCGACGCGAGCCCGUCAUCAUCACCAUCCGCGGCCAUCAAAGCUGAACUUUUCAUGCUCUGUAGAGUUCUUGCACUUUCGAUGAGCGCGGCGCACUUAUCGCCCUUCUGGCCCAUUAUCAACGACAAGCUACAGACAGUGCUCUCAUCUCUUAUGCCCGACAGCACGGAAGCGGAUGAGUUCAACAAUUUCACCUUACUCCAAGCCUGCAAACUACUUGAUCUGCUUGUCACAUUGUCUCCAGACGAGUUUCAACUGCACGAGUGGCUUUACAUCACCGACACAAUCGACGCGGUGUACCAGCCUAUCAAGUGGACACCAACGGCACUUUCCGACCAGAUCGCAGAUGCUUUGAGUUCUGCAAAUGUGGACGACGGCAUGCCUGGGACCGCGAACGUUUCCGCGCCCGCUGGGAAACGCACGCCCCUUCUCGGCCGCGAUCUGGGUGUGGAUAGGGAAGACGUCAAGGCGAUGGCCAAGGAAGAUUUUGCUCGUGCUGUGCUGCGGCCCUUCCUGAAUCAGCUGAGCAUUCAUGCAUAUGAGGGCGUAUACAGCAUGGACACUCCGGACGUCGCUGCCUUGAGGCAAGACGUGCUUUCUGAUUUGUUAGAUCAGAGCAGCAUUGUAGAGUAAAGUCUGCCAUAAAUUGGUCCUACUGCCCUGCGCUCCAAUACCUGACCAUCAUGGCAUUGCGCUCAGCCGACAACUACCUUCUAUCGUCGCUUCUGCAUCAAGUUGAGCUAAGGUGAAAGCACUAACAACUGAGCGGCCGCAGACUGCAGCCACCGACUUGCUCAAGCUUUCAUAUCAUGGUCACGACUGAACACCUGGCAUCGACACUGCUGCAAUAAGCAGCCUCGUUGAUCUCGUGAACCAUCAGCGCACCACUCAUCGGCAUCAUCCCGCCAGAAAAGUAUCUGGACACGUCCAAGACGGCAGUGAGGCGGUAGAGUCAGUGUCUGCGCGACACCGAGUCUGUCCGGGUUGGCAGAUCCGCCGUGGACGGCCUCGAACUGGCGCGCAACAAACAGGAUGUGAGAAAGCAGUAAGCACUGUCUGUCUUCACCCGCAAUUUCAAGAGUUCGGAUCGCAGAACUCAUUCUGGCAGCUUCGAAGGUGAAGGCGCCGUCUCUGCAAGCACGCCCAGCACCAACAAUGCCGCAUCCACGCGCACGAAGAAGAGUGGAGAGAAGGAAAGAGUGAAGAGAAGACUCCGCGCCCGAAGAAUGCAUUCAUGAUCUACCGUCUCGACCUCCACCUCCACGCGACCGUUGCAGCUCAGAACCUUGGCAUGCACAACAAUGACAUUUCCAAGAUCUUUCUAUGUGCAAUGGAAGCUGGGAGCAGAAGUGGGAAAGGAAACUGAGCUCACACUUGUGAAGUCUUGAGCCAUGCUAAUGAACCGUUGGGCGAUGCAGGGGAUACCUGCAGUUGCGGGGAUGUUGUGGGAGCAGGCAGGCCAUUGCGGGAACACACGCCAAGGACGUGAAGCGUGUAUGAAAGUCGUCUGCAGCUGACACGCCAAAGCCGUCCAGACAUGUGCGAGGUAGUCAGAGUCUACAAUGGGUCGAGACUGAUCGUGAAGGAGGUCUCAAUUACAUGUGCUCCAGCUGAUACCCGCGCACAUAAAUGGCAGUCUGCA